This is a messenger RNA of Aureobasidium melanogenum CBS 110374, 1533 nucleotides long. Its product is annotated as serine/threonine kinase 16. Gene Ontology annotation, molecular function: transmembrane transporter activity. Bases 1 to 1533 code for a protein of 510 amino acids. Gene Ontology annotation, biological process: transmembrane transport. The record is from RefSeq and is a predicted model, not a curated record. Lineage: Eukaryota; Fungi; Ascomycota; Dothideomycetes; Dothideales; Saccotheciaceae. The transcript is spliced from 3 exons.
AUGGCUCUGGGAAUAUUGGAGCCUCGGGCGGAAAAUGUGCCUGGCACUGUGCAAGUCACCCACCGGAGCGACGACGAGUCAUCAAACUUGCGAACGACAAUUCUUGUGCCAAAGCCUACAGAUGACCCAAAUGACCCACUGAACUGGCCUCUCUGGCAACGCGAUAUUAUCCUCGUCAUCCUUUGUAUCGUUUCAGUCCUUGCGACCACCGCCUCACCUCUUCUGGCCGCAGACUCGGUGGAGCUCGCGCUCAAGUUUCAACGCACGUUCGAAGAUGCAGCCCUUCUCACAGCCUAUCACCUAGCGGGUGUUGGGGUAGGAAGCUUGCUGUUUGUUCCGCUCGCAAGGGUAUGGGGAAAGAGACACGUAUUCUUGAUCGGAUCACUGCUCAUGAUUGCGAGCUCUGCCUGGGGAGGAUCAACCCACAUGGGUUAUAACUACACCAGUAUGCUAUGGGCGCGAGUCAUCCAGGGGGUCGCUCUGGCCCCGUUCGAGUCGCUCAUCAAUGCAUGCGUAGGCGACCUCUAUUUCGUUCAUGAGCGCGGACCGCGUAUGGCCUUCGCAAACGUCUCCCUCUUCGGCGGAGCCUUCUUGACUCCAGUCUUUGUUGGCGUGAUUGCCCAUAAUAUUGGCUGGUGGUGGUCUUUCUACUUCAUCGCCAUCUUCAUGGGUGGCGGCUUCCUCUUGCUUCUGUUCUUGUGCCCCGAAGUGGCAUAUCGUCGACCCGAUCGAUUGAACACAGAUAUUAUGACAGCAAGCUCAGAAUCUCUGGAUCCUACCGACCCUUUGCGCCUUUCGCCUUUCGACGGACGUAAAACCGACGAAUCAUUCUGGAAAUUGUUCCUGCGACCAUUCCCACUCUUCUUACACCCUGCAGUCAUUUGGGCUUGCUUGCUGCAGGGCGUCAUUAUUGGCUGGACAGUGAUGGUCGGAGUUAUUCUUUCAGUGAUCUUCCUCGGACCACCACUGUUCUACAACGAGGAACAAACUGGCAAGAUGUAUACCGCCGCGUUUGUAGGAAGCAUAAUCGGUCUUCUGAUAGCCGGAGUAUACACCGAGCUCACUACGCGUUUCAUGGUCCGACGUAACAAUGGGAGAUACGAGCCCGAAUUCAGAAUCCUUCUCGUGAUCCCGACGCUCAUCUUCGCCGCCUCAGGGCUCUACGGUUUUGGCAUCACUGCAGCCAAGAUAGUACGCUAUGGCUGGUUCGUUCCUGAAGUUUUCCUCGCUCUCAUCGUCGCUAGUAUGGUUAUGGGCGCCACAGCUUCAGCGCAAUAUCUACUUGAUGCGCACAGAGACAUUGCGAUUGAAUCCUUCACCUGUCUCAUUAUUUUCAAGAAUAUGUUUUCGUUCAUUCUGGCAUACUUUGCUUAUACCUGGGUCUUUUCUGGAGGCAUCGAGCGACUGUUCAUCAUCUUCGGCAGCAUCGAAGUUGGUAUCUGUGCAUUGAGCUUGCCGAUGUAUGUCUUUGGCAAGAUCAGUCGCGACUUCUUCCAUCGGCAUGAUUUAUUGCAGAUAUUUAGAUUGCGAUGA